AUGAGCGACCGCAAACGUGCCUGGGAAGGCAAUGGGGACACGAACGCGUCUAAGAAGCAGAAAAGUACCGUCACUCCUUCCCAUGCUACUCCUUCAGGCGGCGCGCUCUCCGGAGAUGCUCUAAUUGCCCAAAAGAGGGCUGAGAUUGCGGCCAAGAUUGCAGCAAUGAAGAAGAGUGCUCUGGGAGGGUCCCCAGCUACUACUCCCGCAUCAGCGUCAGCGUCCGCCACCGCCAGUCCAUCACCUCCAGUCGCAGAAGACAUGGCUCGUCGGAUCGCGGACGUCAAGAAGCGCGUGUCCGAACAGCAGAGCAAGCUGUCUUCGAGAGACAACCCGUACAUGGCUAUGCCACAGAACAAGAAGAAGGCACCUCCCCCUCCUGCAGAGCCGGCCCCGCAAGGCGCAGGUUUGAAGAUGGCAGCCCAUCCGCUCUUGCUGGACAACACCCCCACCGCUCCACAAUCGAAGAAGGAUAGGUACAAGCCCAUGCAACCUAAAUUCGCCUCGAUCAAAGCCAAUGUGAGGAACGCGCCGAUCCCUCCGCCUGCUCCGACGCCGACGGUAUCUAUGGAAACGUCUGCAAAUCCUUACGCUUCGGCUGCAUCUGCGCCCACGGAGAGCGGAUUCGACGGUGCUCCUAAGGAGCGUGUGGGCCGACAAUUCCGAUUCAAUCCCAAAGGCAAAUACGUGCAGAUUGCGAACCAAGUUCGCCAGGAGGCUCAACUCGAACAGCUGAAGCAGCGUAUCGCGGAGAGUGCUAGGAAGGCUGGUCUGGACUCGGAGUUUGAGACGCUUGAGAAGCACAUCAGACGAGAAGCUCCCCCGGAAGCUGAGUGGUGGGACGCGGCUCUUCUUCCGAGCAAGUCAUACAACGAUAUUGAAGAAGGGAUGCAAAAGCUCAACAUCCGAAAUGCCGAUUCGCCUAUCACUCUAUAUAUCCAACAUCCCAUCCCAAUUCCUUCUCCGAUGGACAAGAAUAAGGUCGUAGCGAAGCCCUUGAAACUCACGAAGAAGGAGCAAAAGAAAAUGCGGAAACAGCGUCGACAGGCAGAGUUACAAGAUAAGCGUGACCGUAUUCGUAUGGGUCUUAUUCCUCCAGACGCCCCCAAAGUCCGUCUCGCCAAUCUCAUGAAAGUGCUGACGUCCGACGCCGUGCAAGACCCCACAAAGGUGGAAGCGCGCGUUCGCCGGGAAGUCGCGAUACGCAAACACCAGCAUGAAAAAAUGAACGCGGAGCGUAAGCUCACCGACGAGCAGCGCCGGGAGAAGAUCGAUACGAAGAAGCACGAAGAGGAGAAGAAGGGUAUCUACGGUGCCGUUUUCAAGGUGAAAACUCUCUCCGACCCAGCGCACCGCUUCAAGGUGCGCAAAAACGCAGAGCAGAGGAGCCUCACCGGCGUCUGCAUCUUCCACCCGAACUUCAGUAUGGUCUAUGUCGAGGGCGCUGCGAAGUUCGUCCGGGAGUACAAGCGCCUCAUGCUCCACCGCAUUGCGUGGACCGAGCCCGCGCGCGAGCGCGGCGAGGAGGAUGUCGAGCUCGAGGACGCAGAGGACGACACCACGGCGGACGGGGGCAAGGGCAAGGGCAAGGUCGCUAUCGAGGGCGAUAGCGAGGCCGCGCCGAUCUCGCUCGAGGACAACCAGUGCUGGCUCGUGUGGGAGGGCCAGCUGCGCGACCGGUCAUUCAACAACUUCAAGCCGAAAAGCUGCCCGACUGACGGCGCGGCGAAGGAGGUGCUUGGGCAGAAGCUCGCGGGGUACUGGGACCAGACGAAGAACUGGAAGCCGGAGGAGGAGGAGCUGUUCUGA
Epithele typhae is the source of this 1809-nucleotide messenger RNA. RefSeq names its product pre-mRNA processing factor 3-domain-containing protein. NCBI's taxonomy places the organism in Eukaryota, Fungi, Basidiomycota, Agaricomycetes, Polyporales, Epitheliaceae. The transcript is spliced from 9 exons. The record is from RefSeq and is a predicted model, not a curated record. Gene Ontology annotation, biological process: mRNA splicing, via spliceosome. The coding region runs from base 1 to 1809 and encodes 602 amino acids. Gene Ontology annotation, cellular component: U4/U6 x U5 tri-snRNP complex.